CAUCCAUCCCUGUCGUCCCUCCAAAAACAGCGAAUCCAAAUGUUUUAUUGUUGCUAUUUAUGUACUGUAGUAGGUAGGUCGAAUGCCACAUGCCAACAAUAGCGAGCUUUCUACAGUUUGUUUAAAAUAUGUCGCUUUUUUGCUCUUGGUGAAAUAUAAAAAAGUGCAUUGCUUCAAAGCGUAAUGCUGUGCCAAAAAACGACAGACGUUGACAUGCCAGCACUGAUGCUAGCUCGCUAGCUUAAGUAGCGGGACAUCGAAGUUAUAGCUACGGACGCGUUUUAUCUCUAGUAUCAAAUGUACUGUACACUUGAACAUUUUGGGUUGGUUUUUCUUAUGGCUUUACGUUUCCAGUAAAGCUACUUAAUUUUCAUUUGGCUAAAGUAUUUAUGGGUGCUGUUUGUUUAAUCCAUUUCCUCAUUGUAUGUGCAACUUGGUAAAAUCGCGUAACAACACGUCAGUGACCGAGUGUAAAUAGUUACACAACGUCAAAGUAAACGUUCAAGUGUAGCUGUAGCCAUUCUUCGACCUGUUGAUUCUGGUGAAAACUAGUUCACUAUUAGGGAAUAGUUAGCCAUUUUGGAUGUCAACAUGGUUUAACCUCCGUAUGAUUAAUCGUGUUGCCAUCAACAGGGUGAUUGGCAUGGCGGAGGGAGGCUUUGACCCGUGUGAAUGCAUUUGUUCGCAUGAGCAUGCAAUGAGACGGCUCAUCAACUUGCUGCGCCAGUCCCAGUCCUACUGUACUGAUACAGAAUGUCUUCAAGACAUGCCCGGUCCCAAUGGGUCAGUGGGAGGUGGAGGUGGAGACCUGACGCUGCCCAUGGUUCUGAUGGGCUGGAUGGUGUUGGCUCUCAUCCUCUUCUUGCUCCGACCCAGAAGCCUUAGAGGACCCACUGCAGCCUCCGGCAAACCUACUGGACCCCACAACAACCGUGACCGCGGGCCUCCAGCACCACCAGUGGAUUAGCAGCAGAACCAGCCUGACGGAACCAGUUUUUCUACCGGACUACCACCAUCUCCACUGGACGCUCUGCUGUUCCACGGUGGUACCAGGGAACCCAAAAUACAACAUGCCACCUCUGACCGUGUGCGCCCAGCGACCCCAAUGGCAGCCUGUUCCCUACACCAUGCACUCCUCCAGCCCAGGGGUCCGUGCACUGUGCAGGGUGCUGUUAGGGAGUGUUUCCUGUUUCACUUCCUGUCCCCUUAACCGGGGCCUGCUCAUUGGGCCCUGGUCUGUUCUACUGCCAGUCACAGAUGUUACCAUUUAGGACCUGGUGCUGGUGGUGGUGAUGAUGAUGAUGAUGAUGGUAGCUCAUUGGCUGUCUGCCCUACCAGUCGCUGCCCUGGGGAUCUUAAAGGGGCAGUCUGCAGCUCAGACAUUAACACAAUGCUCACCCUGCCACUGUAUGGAUGUACUGGUCUCAGAUUGCCCCUUUAACCCUAACCAGGAAGAUGCCUGGUUGAGCAGCCUCUGUAUAGUGCCGUCUGGUUUGUUAAUUAAAGUGGGACUGGUCCUGGGUCUUUGACAUAGAACAAGAUGAAUAGGUUAGUCAGCUACAUUUUAUUAAGUGCCAAAAAUAAUUAUCUUCAUUACAAUAACUGAACCUCACUGCAUGUAUGUUUUCUUUUUCAUCAAGUUAAUUAGACCAUGCCAUUUUAAACUUGUUUUUAAACAAUCACAAAAGUAGUAAAAACCGCAAAUCUGCAAGAUAUUUUGCUAAUCCAUGGGUCCUCUCUGAUCUAAGUUCAGUGUCCACAGUCCACGCUAUCCUUAUUCAUUGUGAUCCAAAAGGCCAAACUGAUCCCAGAUCAGCCUUAAUUCUGAGUCCUUUGAUACAUAUGGUACAGCCCCUGAUCGAGCCAAAGUGAGAUAGUUGGAAGGAAUGGGUUCUGAUUGGAGGAGAUGCUGGGUGGGAGGGGCCAGUGCUGUAGUUGUGAUGCCGCAUGUUCCAUGGUUGGCUGGUGACAUGGCAGAUGGAAUGCUCUAGAAGUUUACCUAAAUCUACGGAGGCUCUUUAGAUUUACAACAAACGUUCCUUUGUGAUCCUGUGUGUAGGGUAUGUUGUAGUGAGGAGUCUGUUCUGAUGUUGUAAUGUUGAUUGUGUGUUCCCAAUUCGGGCAGGUUUAUAUUUUUUACGGUUGGUUUUAAAGCCUGUAUACAGUUUUAAGGAACCAAUCUUUUUAUAUUAACCGACCCCCAGCUGCUAAUUCUGAUUAACGUGACGGACAAGGCAACCGUGUGUGUCCAAAAUGGCACCCUACGUCUCUGAGAGAAGGGGAGCAAGUCCCUUUCACUCUGUUGAUUUACAGACUUAGUUGUGGUGGACGAUGGACAUCAUUCGAGUGAAGUCUGGUUAUUUAACCGCUUGACGCACAGCAAGUAAAUAGCGCCGGUGAUGAUUUCCUGGAGAAUCACGAUAGGUGUCGUAGUGGACUUGUUCUCACCUUGGCUCUGAUCAGAGCAGGGCUCUAGAUGGGGAGUGGCUGUGAUUUGGGACCUCUGCUGACAACUUAGCAGACUGGACUGUGGUCUCUUCUCUCAUAGUUGUACUGUGCAGUGGUUCUGAGACCUCAAAUCUGGGACCUCCAUCUGUUCUAUGUAUUUGAUUUAUUUCAAAGCUGAUUCACACUGUCUGCUGAUCGACACGCAGCUAACUAGUGAUUCCGGUGAGCUGGUUUAGGGCUGCAACAGCUAAAUGGGACAUCUGUGGCGACUGAGAAACGGUCUGAAAACCACUGAUCAACUGAGGUUCUACGGGGCCAGAUAAAACACUGGACACCUCCACUUAAUGUGUCCAAACCUGUAUUUAUACAUCUCUAUUGAGAGAGAAAUACUGUGUUGUCUAGCUUUAAAUGACUCUAAAGUACUUUCAAUAUUACUUAUGGCACUUUGUUAGUGUGUUUUCUUAUGUUUCUGUCGGGUGGUUCUAGGGAUGGUGUUUCUAACAGAGACCUCUGUUUCAUCUGGCCUUUCCCUGGGCUGUUACAACAGGGGCCUCUGUUUUGUCUGGCCUUUCCCUGGGCUGUUACAACAGGGGCCUCUGUUUCGUCUGGCCUUUCCCUGGGCUGUUACAACAGGGGCCUCUGUUUCGUCUGGCCUUUCCCUGGGCUGUUACAACAGGGGCCUCUGUUUCGUCUGGCCUUUCCCUGGGCUGUUACAACAGGGGCCUCUGUUUCGAUCUGGCCUUUCCCUGGGCUGUUACAACAGGGGCCUCUAUUUCGUCUGGCCUUACCCUGGGCUGUUACAACAGGGGCCUCUGUUUUGUCUGGCCUUACCCUGGGCUGUUUUAACCUGUUAGGACAUCAUGCCGAUAAGUCACCCUAUUCUUUUGUUAUAAUAAACUGCUUUUGACCAGCUAAAAACAACAUUCACUCUGUACCCAUGUCAGAUUUACAGUUGGGUUCUGAUUACAUGGGGCACUUCCUUAGUAAUGUAGUGAAUGUGGUCUCUGCGCCUAUCCAAAACCACAGUAGGCUUAAGGGGGAAAAAGCAGGUCACUGAGCAGUGCACUAUGAGGGGAAUAGUGUGCCAUUUUGGUCAUCACCUGUGAUUGGUGGACAGAGGCCUCUAUUAACAACACUCAUUACUAACAGACCACUGAGGCAGGACAAAAAGGGCUUCAACUAUGCACUUUUCCAAAAUACAAAAAUACUACUAAAUAAACAUAUAUACAUCGCUUUA
Molecule: messenger RNA, 3685 nt
Organism: Esox lucius (northern pike)
Lineage: Eukaryota; Metazoa; Chordata; Actinopteri; Esociformes; Esocidae
Gene: smim14
Product: small integral membrane protein 14
Exons: 5
Coding region: 584-967 (127 amino acids)
Cellular component (GO): endoplasmic reticulum
Source: RefSeq, a predicted model, not a curated record